AUGUCGACCGAUAAACGUAACCAAUUUCUUGAUGCCGGGGAUAGCGAAGAUGAUGCAGGUCACGGAUACGAUUCCGAAGAGGAUCUCCAGAAGGGCGGGCGCAGCGCGAAGCGGAGAAGAGUCGACGAUGACGACAGUGACGCCGAAGACGUUAGCGACCAAGAGGAGGAACACGGCGAGGAUGGGGCCACGAACCUGAGAGAAGGCACCGCGGAUUCCGAAGCUGCACGCGACGACGAGGAAAUUGCAGAAGAAGGGCCAAAGGACGACAAAGCGGACCUACCAGCGGAGCUGCCCGGCGUGUCAAAACCGUUGGCAAAAAAGAAUCUUGUUGCGUCAGAGGCUGCGAUCAAGAAGUCCGGGGUGGUUUAUCUGUCAAGGAUUCCGCCAUUUAUGAAACCCGCAAAACUGCGCUCACUCCUUGAGCCAUAUGGCAAGAUCAACCGGAUCUUCCUCACUCCUGAAGACCCGACCGAGCACACCAGGCGCGUACGCAACGGGGGCAACAAGAAGCGGUCAUUCACCGAGGGCUGGGUCGAGUUUGUGAAAAAGAAGGACGCGAAGAAGGUGUGCGAUUUGUUGAACGCCCAGACUAUCGGGGGGAAGAAGUCAAGCUGGUACCACGAUGACGUGUGGGCCCUAAAGUACCUCAACGGCUUCAAGUGGUAA
This is a messenger RNA of Chaetomium globosum CBS 148.51, 669 nucleotides long. RefSeq lists its product as uncharacterized. The transcript has a single exon. Gene Ontology annotation, biological process: small-subunit processome assembly; endonucleolytic cleavage in 5'-ETS of tricistronic rRNA transcript (SSU-rRNA, 5.8S rRNA, LSU-rRNA); endonucleolytic cleavage in ITS1 to separate SSU-rRNA from 5.8S rRNA and LSU-rRNA from tricistronic rRNA transcript (SSU-rRNA, 5.8S rRNA, LSU-rRNA). Gene Ontology annotation, molecular function: RNA binding. Lineage: Eukaryota; Fungi; Ascomycota; Sordariomycetes; Sordariales; Chaetomiaceae. Gene Ontology annotation, cellular component: nucleolus. The record is from RefSeq and is a predicted model, not a curated record. Bases 1 to 669 code for a protein of 222 amino acids.